Molecule: messenger RNA, 778 nt
Organism: Nestor notabilis (Kea)
Lineage: Eukaryota; Metazoa; Chordata; Aves; Psittaciformes; Psittacidae
Exons: 4
Coding region: 9-422 (137 amino acids)
Biological process (GO): positive regulation of protein tyrosine kinase activity; neuromuscular junction development
Molecular function (GO): protein kinase binding
Source: RefSeq, a predicted model, not a curated record
CUUCUGUCAUGGCAUCUUCUGGGUCUUUGAAAGUGCAUAGAGGGCACAGUCUCCAAGCUGGUCCUAAAGGCGGCUAUGAGAUGCUAACACUUACUUCAGAACCUGGAACUCCUACUAGCCUUGAGGAACCUGAAGGGGCGGUAGGUUAUUCAGCUGACGUCCCUACAUCAGAUCGACCUCACAGCGAGGCAGCCACCUAUGUUAAUAUUCCUGUCAGCCCUACUUCCAAAAAACAGCUUCAUUACAUGGAACUGGAGCUUCAAGAACAUAGCACAAGCAUAAGAGGGAGUGGAUCAUCCCGAUAUGCACAGAUUGACAUUGCAGCCACCGAGACAGCCCACAAAGUGGGAACACAGCAUGCUCAGUGCCGGGAGGAACGCUUGCAGGAGCUAGAACAGAAGAAGAAAGGGGCUCAGCAGUGACCUGUCUAGGAAAGGACUUUUUGCUCAUCCUAAAUUGGUACUAAUUUAUCUUCCAAAAGGUUCACAUUUAUUGUAAAAAAUACUUGUACAAAAUGCUGCCAUUGCUCAUCGCAUUUAUACCAGAUUCAUUCCAAUAUCUUGAUUCCUAAUUGGAAAGCUGGUAGCAUGAAGCGGGUGUGUGGUCUUUUUAUUUAAAUUUGGUUGUAAAGUCCAGAUUUGUGGGUUGGUUUUUUUUCUCAUAUGCAAUGACAGAUGUAAAUUACCUUUUUCUAUAACUUUAAAUCCUGGAGAACCUGGAACCAAAUCCAGUGUUCAUUAAAUGGUGGCAUUUUCUUUAAAACUAAAGAACUUGAAUG